UAGAAGUGUUGAAGAAAACGAUACUCUCGUCGUGCCCCCGCGAUGCGUGCGUGGAGUGAGGAGAAGACAAUGAUUUUUUUUCGUUUUUAAUACUAUAGUAGAUAAUAAUGGGAGAAACCAAGAAACGUACUCGCUCGCUAGCUACGCCUACGCGCGCGCCGCGGCGUGGGCGCGCGUGUGCGGUUGCCGCGUGCGUUGCUCGCUCGACGCAUGGCUCGAUCGCUUCGUCGCUCGAUCGAUCCGUCAAUGGCGGUGGUGGCGGCGGCGGCGGCCACCGGUUCCACCACCAGAUCAGGCGGCGGCGGCGGCGAGGGGACGAGGUCCGGGAGGAAGAAGCCGCCGCCGCCGCCGCUGCAGGAGAGGGUGCCCCUCGGGCGGCGCGCGGCGUGGGCGUGGCGGCUGGCCGGCCUCGCCGUCCUCCUCCUCCUCCUCGCCCUCCUCGCCCUCCGGCUGCUUCGCCACCACGGCGGCGCCGGGGGCGACGGCGGCGUGUGGCGCGUGGCGCUCGUGUGCGAGGCGUGGUUCGCGGCGCUGUGCGCGCUCAACGUGAGCGCCAAGUGGAGCCCCGUCCGGUUCGUCACGCGGCCGGAGAACCUCGUGGCGGAGGGCAGGACGCCGUCGACGACGGCGGCGGAGUACGGCGAGCUGCCGGCGGUGGACAUGCUGGUGACGACGGCGGACCCGGCGCUGGAGCCGCCGCUGGUGACGGUGAACACGGUGCUCUCGCUGCUCGCCCUCGACUACCCGCGCGCCGGCGAGCGGCUGGCCUGCUACGUCUCCGACGACGGGUGCUCGCCGCUGACGUGCCACGCGCUGCGGGAGGCCGCCGGGUUCGCCGCCGCGUGGGUGCCCUUCUGCCGCCGGUACGGCGUCGCCGUCAGGGCCCCGUUCCGGUACUUCUCCUCCUCCUCCUCGCCGGAGUCCGGCGGCCCGGCCGAUCGCAAGUUCUUGGACGACUGGACAUUCAUGAAGGAUGAGUAUGACAAGUUAGUGCGGCGCAUCAAGAACACCGACGAGCGCUCCCUCCUCCGGCACGGCGGCGGCGAGUUCUUCGCCGAGUUCUUGAACGUCGAGAGGAGGAAUCACCCCACCAUCGUCAAGACGAGGGUGUCAGCUGUGAUGACCAACGCACCGAUCAUGCUGAACAUGGACUGCGACAUGUUUGUGAACAAUCCCCAGGCCGUCCUCCAUGCGAUGUGCCUGCUGCUGGGGUUCGACGACGAGGCCAGCAGCGGGUUCGUCCAGGCGCCGCAGAGAUUCUACGACGCCCUCAAGGACGAUCCAUUUGGGAACCAGAUGGAGUGUUUUUUCAAGAGAUUUAUCAGUGGGGUUCAAGGAGUUCAGGGUGCCUUUUAUGCUGGAACCGGCUGCUUUCACCGUAGGAAAGCAGUUUAUGGCGUGCCACCGAACUUCAAUGGAGCCGAGAGAGAAGAUACCAUAGGUUCAUCGUCUUAUAAGGAGCUUCAUACCAGGUUUGGAAACUCAGAGGAAUUGAACGAAUCAGCAAGAAACAUCAUUUGGGAUCUGUCCUCUAAGCCAAUGGUUGAUAUAUCAAGUCGCAUUGAAGUGGCAAAAGCAGUUUCAGCUUGCAACUAUGAUAUUGGCACAUGUUGGGGACAGGAGGUUGGUUGGGUCUAUGGAUCACUAACAGAAGACAUAUUGACCGGACAGCGGAUACACGCGAUGGGUUGGAGAUCCGUAUUGAUGGUAACCGAACCACCCGCAUUCAUGGGCUCCGCGCCGAUUGGAGGACCAGCCUGCCUAACUCAGUUCAAGAGAUGGGCAACUGGCCAAUCUGAGAUAAUCAUCAGCCGGAACAACCCAAUUCUCGCAACCAUGUUCAAGCGCCUCAAAUUCCGGCAAUGUCUUGCCUACCUGAUCGUCCUUGGGUGGCCUCUGAGAGCGCCUUUUGAGCUAUGCUAUGGAUUGUUGGGACCUUAUUGCAUACUCACAAACCAAUCCUUCUUGCCAAAGGCAUCAGAAGAUGGUUUCAGCGUCCCGUUAGCCCUAUUCAUAUCCUAUAACACAUACAACUUCAUGGAGUACAUGGCGUGCGGGCUCUCCGCCCGUGCAUGGUGGAACAAUCAUAGGAUGCAACGGAUCAUCUCGGUCUCUGCCUGGACACUAGCAUUUCUUACCGUGCUCCUCAAGUCCUUAGGCCUCUCCGAAACUGUUUUUGAGGUCACCGGCAAGGACAAAAGCAUGUCUGAUGACGAUGACAACACCGAUGGUGCUGACCCUGGGAGGUUCACCUUCGACUCAUUGCCGGUGUUCAUCCCCGUGACGGCACUUGCGAUGUUAAACAUCGUUGCGGUCACUGUCGGAGCAUGUAGGGUAGCUUUCGGGACAGCGGAAGGUGUGCCCUGUGCCCCGGGUAUCGGCGAAUUCAUGUGUUGUGGGUGGCUGGUGCUGUGCUUCUUCCCGUUUGUAAGAGGGAUAGUGUGGGGCAAGGGAAGCUAUGGGAUCCCUUGGAGUGUCAAGCUGAAGGCUAGCUUACUUGUGGCUAUGUUUGUUACCUUCUGCAAAAGAAACUAAUUUCAACAUCUAACCAUAGACAAGUAAAUUUUACCCCCAGCUCAAUGGUAUGAUAGGAGCAUGUAUCAUAUGUAUCAAGAAACACCUCAUCAUUUUCCAUCGCUCCCAUCCGCGUCGCUCCCGUCCCAGGGGCGGCACGGACGGCGCCUCAUCCUCCUCCGCCGCCUCCUCCCUUCUCCUCCCCUUUGCCUCGCCACCGCCCGAGCGGCGCGUCGGCAAAGCCGACCGGCCACAAGGACGGCGGUGGCGGGGCCCUCUCCCCUCCUCGAGGAAGCCAGCGGCGGGGACACCGGGGCUGCUCGGGAGCGGCGGUCCGCGGCGCGGGAGGCGGCGCCGGGGGGUUGGCGUGGCGGAUCCGGCCACGCCGGAGGCGGAUCCGUCUCCCCCGGCAGCGGAUCUGGCCCCUCCGUGUCCAGGGCCGAGCAACAGCGAGCGGCGGUCAGCGGCGCGGGAGGCGGCGCCGAGGGGUCGUCGCGGCGAAUCCGGCCACGCCGGAGGUGGAUCCGCCUCCCCUGGCGGCGGAUCCGGCCUCCCCGCAUCCAGGGGCCAAGCGACGGCGAGCCUCGCGGCGACGGCGGCCGGAAGGAGGCGAUGGAUGCGCGCUGCUGUGGACGGAUGUGGCGAAGGCGAAGGCCUAGGGGUGAGGCCGGUUCCGGUCCUCCCGGGGCGACGGCAGGCGGCGGAGGUCCACAGCCCCGGUGGCGGCGAUGGCGACGGCGGUCCACGGCCGCGAUGGCGGCAGCGGAGGACUGCAGAGGCGGUGGUGACGGAGGGCGACGAGGCAGUAGCCGCGUUGGCGGUGGCGGCGGCUGGUGUUGGCGGUUGGUGACAGCAGCGGCGACAGCGGCCGGCUUGCAGCGGCUGUGAAUGUGGAGGCACGGUGGCGAACGUGGCUGCGGUGGAAGGAGGCAUGGUGGUGAUCACCGUGGCUGAGGUGGGAGGAUGUAUGGCGGCCUUGGACGGCUAGCCGAGGGUGUAGGAGACGAUUGCAUCUAGCCGGCGCGGCAGCGUUUGGAGGAGGGGUUGGAGACCGGCUUGGCGCAGAGAGGCGCAACCGAUGGCAGCGGAGGCCGGCUCGGCGCGAGAGGCGCGGGCGGAGGAGAUGGAGGCCGGCUUGGCGCGAGAGGCGCGGCCGAUGGAGGGAGGCCGGAUUGGCGCGAGAGGCGCAUCCGGUGGAGGAGGCCGGCUUGACGCGAGAGGCGCGGCCGGCAGUGGAGGCGACCUCGGUUCGAGGAGCUGCUGAUGGAUGUGACGCGGUCUUCGGCGCUCGAAGGCUAGCCAGUAGGGGGCGCCGGUGCAGGGGUCCCACAUGUCGGCAGAGGUUGAGGGGUGGUGGGAGCAUUGGUGCGUCAGCCGUGGAUUCGCCGGUGGUGAGCAGCGGGUGAAAACCCAGCCUGGCCAUGGCCGGACCGACAACGAUGGAAUUCCCCCUCUUGAGGGUGUUGUCGUGCUGUCUCAUCCCUCAAGGGUGGUUGCCGGGCGAAAGCCCAGUCCUGGCUCCUUUGAGCCCCGACGGAUGGCGGCGGUGGUUUACCAUCGCUUCUCUUCUUGAAUACGUCGUUUUGGUAUCCCCUAGCCGAAGCCUCUCGAUCGAUUGGUGCAAGCACACUCUAGGAGUUGGCUUUGUAUUGGUUGUGAGGGUGUUCUUUUGGGCGAUCUCAUCUAUGUUUCUUUGUUGGUCUAGCGGCAGUCGGUCAAGCUUAGCGGCGGCCGGUCCGGUGUUAGCCUUCUCCCGGUCUUGUGUGUUGGAGCUGUCGGUGUGUGGGUGGUGGUAUAUUUUUCCUUUUUCCUGGUUACGACCCUUUAGGGUUGUGAUCUUGUAAUUUUUUCCUGCUCUAUCAAUAGAACUUCGUACCGUCUCGUGCGAGUCGUUCAAAAAAAAAUGUAUCAAGAAACAACACUAUAUUAUUCAA
This is a messenger RNA of Oryza sativa Japonica Group (Japanese rice), 4448 nucleotides long. Its product is annotated as cellulose synthase-like protein H2. Gene Ontology annotation, biological process: cellulose biosynthetic process; plant-type primary cell wall biogenesis. The record is from RefSeq and is a predicted model, not a curated record. Gene Ontology annotation, molecular function: cellulose synthase (UDP-forming) activity. NCBI's taxonomy places the organism in Eukaryota, Viridiplantae, Streptophyta, Magnoliopsida, Poales, Poaceae. Gene Ontology annotation, cellular component: trans-Golgi network; plasma membrane.